AUGGGAAACGUGUUCUCAGUCUCAAUCUCUACCGAGGACAUAGCUGGUUGUUGUUGUGAUUACACUGCUGCUCGAGCAAAUUACCUAUGCAAGCUUGAAGAAAAUCGGGUUACUUUGAGAACAGAUCUUCAAAAAUUAAGGGAGUUGAAGAACGAUGUGAAUAGGAAGGUGGAUGUGGCUGAGAGGCAACAAAUGAAGCGUCUGGAUCAAGUACAAGGAUGGAUUUCCAGGGUGGAAGCUAUGGAAACCGAAGUCGGUCAACUGAUUGGAGAUGGUGCAGAGACCAUUGAGGAGAAACGAUUAUGUGGCAGUUGCUAUCCCAAGCAUUGCAUCCCCAGCUACACGUUGGGAAAAAAAGUGGUCAGGAAUCUACAAGAUGUGGCUACUUUAAUGAGCGAAGGACGUUUUUUUGAGGUGGUGGCUGAUAUUGUACCUCCAGCUCCUGUGGAGGAAAUACCCAGCCGACCCACUGUGGGCUUGGAAUCAACAUUUGACAAAGUUUGGAGGAGUCUCGAAGAAGAACAUGUGGGGAUGAUCGGCUUAUAUGGGUUGGGGGGCGUUGGGAAGACCACCUUCUUGACACAAAUCAACAAUCAUUUCCUUAAAACAUCCCACAGUUUUGAUGUCGUAAUUUGGGUAGUGGUCUCCAAAACUCCAAAUCUAGAGCGGGUUCAGAAUGAGAUUUGGGAGAAGGUGGGAUUCUGUGAUGAUAAAUGGAAAAGCAAAAGCCUCCAUGAGAAAGGCAAAGACAUCUGGAAAGCCUUGAGCAAAAAGAGGUUUGUGAUGUUGCUGGAUGACAUGUGGGAGCAAAUGGACAUGUUAGAAGUAGGAAUUCCACCUCCUGACCAACAAAAUAAGUCUAAGUUGAUAUUCACCACUCGAUCUCAGGACUUGUGCGGCCAAAUGGGAGCUCACAAGAAGAUAGAAGUGAAAUCUUUAGCAUGGAAGGAUUCGUGGGAUUUGUUCCAAAAAUAUGUGGGAGAGGAGACCCUUAAUUCUGAUCCAGAAAUAUCUGAGCUAGCUGAAAUGGUUGCAAAAGAGUGUUGCGGUUUGCCGCUGGCGAUAAUUACCAUAGGGCGAGCCAUGGCUUCUAAAGUGACACCCCAAGAUUGGAAGCAUGCAAUUAGAGUUCUACAAACAUCUGCUUCAAAUUUUCCAGAAGAUUUUUUCAUAUUGAAGGAAAUUUUGAUAUAUAAAUGGAUUUGUGAGGGAUUUUUAGAUGAAUUUGAUGACACGGAUGGAGCCAAAAAUCAGGGAUUUAGCAUUAUCAGCACUCUCGUUCAUGCAUGUCUACUCGAGGAACCUUCAGAUAUUAAAUGUGUAAAAUUGCAUGAUGUUGUACGUGAUAUGGCCUUAUGGAUAACCGGUGAAAUGGGGGAGAUGAAGGGAAAGUUUUUGGUACAAACAAGGGCCGGUUUGACCCAAUCACCUGAGUUUGUCAAAUGGACGACCACAGAAAGGAUUUCACUAAUGGACAACCGAAUUGAGAAGUUAAUAGGAUCACCCACAUGCCCCAAUCUCUCGACACUUCUUCUGGAUUUGAAUAGUGAUUUGCAGAUGAUAAGCAAUGGUUUUUUCCAAUUUAUGCCAAAUCUAAGAGUGUUGAGCUUAUCAAACACCAAAAUAGUUGAGUUACCAUCAGAUAUUUCUAAUUUGGUUUCAUUGCAGUAUCUUGAUUUAUCUAACACAGAGAUAAAGAAGUUACCAAUUGAGAUGAAGAAUCUUGUAAAAUUGAAGACUUUGAGAUUGUGUUCAUCUAAACUCUCUUCAAUUCCACGAGGACUAAUAUCAAGUCUUUUAAUGCUGCAAGCUGUUAGCAUGUACAGGUGUGGACCUUAUAAUCAAGUAGUUGAAGGAAGCAUUGAAUCAUAUGAUAAUGAGUCCUUGGUAGAGGAAUUGGAGGGUUUGAAAUACUUGACGGAUUUAGGUAUCACCAUAGCAAGUGCCUCUGCGUUUCAGAGAUUUUUAAGUUCUAGAAAGUUACCGAGUUGCACUCGUGGAAUCAACCUCAAGAUGUUCAAGGGUUCAAGCUCACUCAACCUAUCAUCUUUCGAAAAUAUGAAGCAUCUCAAUGGGCUUACGAUGGAAGAUUUUGAUAGUUUGAGAGAGAUUAAGUUUGAUUGGGCACCAGGGAAAGGAAAGGAAACAAUGGAGUAUAUCAAUCUCAACCCAAAGCUCAAAUGCUUCCAUGGCCUUCACGGAGUGGACAUCAAUAGAUGCCAGAUGUUGAAGAAUCUGACAUGGCUUAUUUUUGCCCCAAACCUCCAAUAUCUUAGAAUAGGACAAUGUAAUGAAAUGGAAGAAGUGAUAGGUAACGGUGCAAAUGAUGGAGGAAACCUGAGCCCAUUCACAAAACUCAUACAACUGAAGUUAAAUGGUCUACCCCAACUGAAGAAUGUGUACUGGAAUCCCCUGCCCUUUCUUUACCUUGACAGAAUUGAAGUAGUUGGGUGUCCAAAGCUGAAGAAGCUACCACUCAACUCCAACAGUGCCAAUCAAGGUAGAGUUGUGAUAGUAGGAAAGCAAGAGUGGUGGAAUGAGUUAGAAUGGGAGGAUGAAGCUACUCUAAAUACUUUCCUUCCUAGUUUCCAAGCAAUAUAA
This is a messenger RNA of Vitis riparia (riverbank grape), 2601 nucleotides long. Its product is annotated as probable disease resistance protein At5g63020. The transcript is spliced from 2 exons. Bases 1 to 2601 code for a protein of 866 amino acids. The record is from RefSeq and is a predicted model, not a curated record. Gene Ontology annotation, molecular function: ADP binding; protein binding. NCBI's taxonomy places the organism in Eukaryota, Viridiplantae, Streptophyta, Magnoliopsida, Vitales, Vitaceae.